Messenger RNA from Scleropages formosus (Asian bonytongue), 4949 nucleotides. It is a transcript of the gene lrrc75a, whose product is annotated as leucine rich repeat containing 75A. Lineage: Eukaryota; Metazoa; Chordata; Actinopteri; Osteoglossiformes; Osteoglossidae. The record is from RefSeq and is a predicted model, not a curated record. The transcript is spliced from 5 exons. The coding region runs from base 2111 to 3574 and encodes 487 amino acids.
GCGGUGACACCUUAACUCGGCAAGGACUGGACUUGUAAGAAUCACAUCCGUCACUCCGUGCGCUUUACAACAAUGUAUAACCGCUUGCAAAGACAGUCUACACACUCGUACUGGUGACCUCAAAAAUAUUUUCCUCCUGCCAAAGAAUGAUUUCGUUGAAUGAGGGGUUCGUUCCGUUGGAAUGCCGUAAGGGACACAGGAGCGGCGUUAGCAGCAGGCCAGGAGGAACGUCGACAUGUCGCUGCAGCAUCAGCGUGACGGAGACUGAGAGCCGUGUCCUGAACAGGGUGGAUGUGAGAGAGAGAGAGAGAGAGAGAGAGAGAGCGAGAGCGAGCGAGCGAGCGCACGUACGUACGCGUCCAGCUUCACAGUCCGACACAUUGACUGUAACCUUGUCCUGCCUCCUUCGAAAACUAGAGGUCGCGUGUCUUUGCUCCGAUGCAUUAUGUGACUGCAGGUGGCGGGAGGAGGACGCACUGUGUCCGUUCACGAGGCUGAGAUGCGGGGUGCGCGCCGGGGGGUCGGGGGUCGGGGGAGGGGGUGGACACCAGCGAGCCGCCGCUGCACGCCCGGACUCCACGCACUGCCACGACACACACACACACACACUGAAGGACAAAACAGACUAAACUGAUGGAGAACAUGAUGAAGUAAACAUCAUUUUCCGGUCUCCUCCUUCUUUCGGCAUCUGCUGCCGUGCACUUGUUUACUGUGCUGGAGACGCGUUGAUUUAUCUGUGUUUUGCAAAAUAAACACGGCAGUUGACAGUCGCGCCGAGGACGCGGGACGAGCGCUCGCUGGCUGUGUGCGGACGCCGGACGCUGCACUGACACGGUCCCCGCAGCCCGCGCUGUUCGGGCUACAGCAGUCGAGUUUGCGGGGCUCUGCGGGGUUCUGCGGGACUCCCGUCCGCUCCCGUUUGCUGCCGUCUGCUCGCUUCGCACCUCCAGCUCUGCGGAUAUGCAGCAGGCAUCGUCCGCCCCGCUGUUCCCGACCUGAGGGCUCUGGUCCGGUAGGACUCGAUGGACAUGACCGCUGCUUGUGUAGCAAACCAUAACAAAUAUUUAAAGUGGUUCUUUGUUUACACCGAAUCCGCGGAUCCAAUGCAUUAGACUGCGGGUGAUUUUUUUUUUUUGUUUGUUUGUUUGUUUCGAUCAUUCCAUCUGGCUUUAAAAUUAGUGCACGGUUACCUGCCUUAUUAAAAAUCUCCGUUUUUUUUUUCCUGUCUGUGGCUGUGCACCGUCCGGAUAAUUGCUUGCGUCGCGAGCGGAUGAUCUGAAAGUUGCGCGAGGUGUGCGCGUGGCGGGGAGGGUGAUGGGUGGGUGUCGGCGGCUGAUAACGCGGACUUAGCGGCGUCCCGUCGUGUCACAUCCACGCGAUUAGAUGCACGGGCGACCUCGUUUAGAACGGGGCUGUGUUCCGCUCCGAGUUAGCGAAGGCUGUCAUGUGAAAGCAGGACGGAGCUGCUUUGACAGGUGUGGUGAGUGACUCGAGUCUGUCACGUGGGACAGCGAAAGCAACACUGCUCAUCUGAAGAAGGAGUCGAAUGUGUGCGAUGUAUACACUCAGUAGUAACAGUAACACUCUUCGUAGGGCGCGAUCCCGCAGCGACUUCGCGGCAGUAGUCAGGGCGGCUCUCACUUCAGUAUCUGAAGGUUGCCGGUUCGAAUCCCCCUCCCGCUGUAGCAACCCUUGAUCGAGAUACUUCUUGCCCUGAAUUGAUAGUGUAAGCAUACUCUGCUGUUUGGUAAGUUGUUGUAACAUCUAGCAUUGUAAGUCGCCGUGAAUAAGAGCGCUGUGUAAAUAAAUAUUAUUAAUAAUAAAUGUCUCCCUGAGUUAUUACAGCAACGGUACCAAAUUUCAGUUUGGGCACGUUUUCAUGAUUUCCCGUUGAAUUGCUCCGGACAACAGAAACACCCUUUACACCUAAACAGAGAUAUAAAUACAGAUUUAUUUUUAUAUAUUGUAAGAUAUUCUAUGCACAAGCGAGAGAUGCUUUACUCAGUUUGAGACAUUCAGGAAACAAUCUAUGCAUUAGGUAGGGACUUGAUGUAGAGUAAAGCAGGAAGGCAGUUUUUAUGAGUUGGUGGCAGAGCAGGUGUGACGCACCAUGGGGACCAAGCAGACGAAAGGCGCGGGACCGGAGGCCGGCGCGAGCCCGCAGCAUGCGCCCUGGAAGCGCACGCCCACAAAGGAGCGCGGCGACAUCUUCGCCUCCCUCAUGCUGAGGUCUGGGGACCGGCUCGGCAGGGGGGGAACUCCGCCCCCGUACCAGCGAAGGAUCGGCAUGAUCCAGGAGAUGAUGAUGAUGGCCAAGCAGGGGAAACAGGACGAGGCUACGGAGAUGCUGAAGACUCUUCGACAGGACCUGGGUAUGGAAUCAACCUCCCUGGAUGAUGUGCUGUACCGCUACGCCAGCUUCCGCAACCUGGUGGACCCCAUCACUCACGACCUCAUCAUCAGUCUGGCGCGCUACAUCCACUGCCCCAAAGCGCGACAGAGUGAGACGCCAGGAAUAGCAGGGAAAUUCAGGGUGACAGUGGAGAAGAAAGGGAGAGCACGAGGAAGAAAGAAUGGAGGAAAAUCAGGGCAGGAGAAAGGAGAGCAGAUACUGUAUAUUAAAAUGGAAGGGGACGCCUUGACCUCCAUGGAGAAGGUGUGCCGACAGCUGACGUACCACCUGAGCCCUCACUCUCGGUGGCGACGGCAGGGCCUGCUCAAGAGGAAGCCCCAGGCCUGUCUGAAGGCAGUUCUGGCGAUGCCCCCUGCUGGUGACACGCUGGACCUGUCGGGGAUUCCCCUGGUGGCACGUGACAUGGAGCGCCUGUCUGCCUACCUGCAGCGCCACGCAGCCCGAGUGCGAAGCCUGGAGCUGGGCUUCACCGAGCUCACGGAUGAGGCUUUCCUGCUGCUGCUGCCUGCCCUGGCUGCGUUGCCCAGCCUGGAGACCCUGGCUCUUAACGGCAACCGCCUGACACGCACCAUCCUCCGUGAGCUCACCGAUGCCCUGAAGGACCCGGGAAGCUUCCCCAGUGUCACCUGGAUCGAUCUGGGCAACAACGUGGACAUCUUCUCCCUGCCGCAGCCCUUCCUGGUGGGCCUACGUAAGCGCUGCCCGAAGCAGGGUAAUCUGCCCACUAUCCUGGAGUUUGGGGAGAGCCAGGCCAGCGAACCCGAGAGCCGGGCAGACGGCGAUGACGCCGCUGACGAGGGCACCAGGACGGAGAGCACGGGGGAGCUCAGGUCUGAGGUGGAGGGAGAGAUAGAUGCAGAGAUGGAAAUAGAGGAGAUGAUGGAGGAGCUGCGGGACUUUGACCGAGAGGUACAGGGGAGGGAGGACGAGAUGGAGGAGGACAGCAUGUGGACGCUGGAGGAGCGUGGGAAAGGCAAGGAGGUGGUUAAAGAGCAGAGCAAGGCAGAGAGGGCAGCCAAAGCCGAGGAGGAGGAUGACACCCAGAGCGGCUCAUCCCAGCUGUCCUGUUCCAGCCAAUCACAGCAGUCCUCGUCGCAGGCUGUACGAGUGAAAGGUGAUGCAGAGGACCAGGUCGUUGUCCACAGCAGCAACCAGACCUGAAACUACUGUGGUCAACUGUUCGUGUUUUCUUCCUUCUGGUAUUACGUCUAAUUCAGAUCAAGAAUGAAAAGGGGAGGAAUGUAGUGGAACAUAAACGAGGAAAAUAAAGUGGAACCUCCCCGUCUUGUCCAGUCCCGGAGUCAUUUUGUCCGGAGAAGCUGUCGGGAUACUACGAUGGGACACUGGGCAAGAUUAUCCAUAGGGUUAUUGUUCCUCUCCGUAGUAUCAUUAGACUACACAUAUGAGAUAUAAGCAAUGGAAUCAGUCCUCUCUAGUUAUGGUUGUCACCCAAACCAGUGUUAAUCUGGUUCUUCUUUCUCAACUGGAGGUCCGGUGCAGGCGUGUCUCAUUGCCACGCCCUCGACCACGAAGAAAGCAAGAGGACCCCUGGGUCUUGCAAACGUUUGCCAGUACGCCAUUGUCCUUCCUGCACAAGCCCCAAAUGCCUGUGAGUAAUGGUGCUGCACGGACCAGCGCUUGAGUUCUCCCCCUGCCGUCGCUGGAAGGCACGAGGAACAAAUCUGCAUUUGCAUAAAUCCGAAUCUAGCAGGACGUGGUGUGUGAAACUGUCAGUGUGCGCUCUGGGAGUGUCCUCAGUUGGCUGAAACUGGGACUGAGCACACCGAGCUGCUGGGGGGGGAUCCACCUCUGUGUGUCAGCUGUGUAACGAGUGGGAGGAAUUAAUGAGAAUGACCAGGGUAAGAGGUGGAGCUGCAGAGCAGGAAAUGAUAUAAUCGCUUUAAGCAGAGCCUGUAUCCAGUUUGCAUCAGAAAAGUAAACAGUUACCAUUUUUGGCCAUUUAAGAAAACCACAGCAGUGUAUAUUUAAUAUGAAGACCCGAAUCUGAAUCAUAUUUUUUUCAGUGUCAGAAUACACCGCUUCCUUUUAAAAUAUAUAAAUUAUCACUGUUUCCACCUUCUGUGUAUUCCAUAUGGUAUAAAAAGAAGCAUUAUUUUAAUAUUUAAGUGUAUAUUCACGUUUUGGAACAUAUCUUUUAUUUUCAUAAAGGCCUGUUUAUUCAACACUGAGGAUAGCAUUGUGUCACCAUGUGGUAAAUACCCUGCAGAUUAGCAGUGAUACGUUCAGCCUUUUUUAGUGUGUAAUGUUAGUGCAUGUGGCACACACUGUACAGUCUUCUGUGUAUAUUCCUCUCAGUGUCUGCGAUUUCUGUUGUUAUUGUCAUUUAAUGCAUCUUUCAUUCAGAGAAAGGUCUGAAGACCUUACAAUAAUGUCUUUACCAGUGUGCAGUUAUAAAUGUAGUGGAACUACAUUUUUACCUUGCUACCAUUUCCUUUACUUGACUUAAAUGUUUUCUACAAGUACAUCCCCAUAAUGUUAUGACACCGAUUAAAAAUGCAUUGAACCUAAAAAGCUG